Messenger RNA from Caenorhabditis angaria, 694 nucleotides. NCBI's taxonomy places the organism in Eukaryota, Metazoa, Nematoda, Chromadorea, Rhabditida, Rhabditidae. The record is from the annotation of a GenBank genome assembly.
AUGGUAAAAUUGCAAGUUGAAACAUUGCCAGUCCCAUAUUCUACGAUUAUUUUGCAUUGUUUGAAAUAUCCAUCGAAUGGUGUUUUGGGAUUAUUGAUUGGGCAGAAAAAGGGUGGAAAAAUUACGGUGAGUAAAUUCCAAACUUUCUCUUCAAUUAAUAAAGUCAACUUGCAGGUUUCUUCGAGUGUACCAAUUUGUCAUGAAGCAACUCCAUUAGCACCAAGUUUAGAAAUUGCCACUACUUUGGUUCAUUCAAAGUUUGGAGCGCAAAUUGUUGGUGUUUAUUUUGCCAAUAGCUCUGCAAAUGAUAAAAGCUUGAAUCCCUAUGCAAUUCGUUUGGCUGAAAGAAUUUCGAGCGUCACAAAUUCUUCGGCUAUUCUUAUUCAAGUUAUUAAUGAUCGUUUGAUGGCAGAUUGUGAGGAGGAUAGAUUAGUUGCGUAUGAAAAGGAGACUGAAAAUUGGAAAGAGGCAGAGUAUGUAAACAAGUUUUGAAUUAAAUAUAAUCGGAUUAUCAUGUGUUUUUAGAACGAUGUUCCAAGGAGCUAAUAUUUUGAGAGGAUUACAAGCCGCUAUACAAAAGAAGCUUUAUCGGGAUUUGAACGACUUUGAGAAUCACCUUGACAACCCGGAGAUCGAUUUUUAUAAUACUAAUCUUGGCAAGAAGUUGGCGUCCGUUGCCGAACUGAGAGCUUAA